This is a messenger RNA of Sphenostylis stenocarpa, 1260 nucleotides long. The record is from the annotation of a GenBank genome assembly. NCBI's taxonomy places the organism in Eukaryota, Viridiplantae, Streptophyta, Magnoliopsida, Fabales, Fabaceae.
AUGGAGUCGCACGGCGGAGGGCCACUUCGUUCCCGCAGUUCCCAGUCCCCUUCUCCUUCCCACUCCGCCUCAGCCUCCGCCACCUCUUCCAUCCACAAGCGCAAGCGCGCGUCUGAAGACCACGCGCCUCCCUUCCCGCCCUCUUCCUUCUCCGCGGACACCCGCGACGGCGCCCUCACCUCCAAUGACGACCUGGAGAGCAUCUCCGCUCGCGGCGCCGACUCCGAUUCCGACGACGAUUCCGAGGACGCCGUCGUCGACGAUGAUGAGGACGACUACGAUAAUGACUCCUCCAUGCGCACAUUCACCGCCUCCAGGCUCAGUAACCCUCCCUCUGCUCCCCGAAAUACCAAGCUCAAGACUGAAAACUCCGCCGUCAAAAUUGAGAACUCCGACAGCGCAAAAGACGCUGGAAGCGCUGGAGCGGGUGCCGCCGAGGCCGUUGGAUCCGUCCCUGGCAUUGUGGUUAAGGAGGACCCUACUAAGAUUUUUACUGAUAAUUUGCAAACGAGUGGGGCUUACACAGCUAGGGAAGAGAGUCUCAAGAAGGAGGAGGAAGCAGGAAGGCUUAAAUUCGUAUGCCAUUCAAACGAUGGUGUUGAUGAGCAUAUGGUUUGGUUGAUUGGAUUGAAGAAUAUAUUUGCUAGACAACUUCCCAAUAUGCCAAAGGAGUACAUUGUCCGGCUUGUAAUGGAUAGGAGCCAUAAGUCUGUGAUGGUUAUACGGCGGAACCACGUUGUUGGGGGCAUUACAUAUCGCCCAUAUGCUAGCCAGAAGUUUGGUGAGAUAGCCUUUUGUGCAAUUACAGCUGAUGAGCAAGUAAAGGGUUAUGGUACCAGAUUGAUGAAUCACUUAAAACAGUAUGCACGUGAUGUGGAUGGGCUGACACAUUUUCUCACAUAUGCUGACAACAAUGCAGUUGGCUAUUUUAUCAAACAGGGAUUUACAAAAGAGAUUCACUUGGAGAAAGAUAGAUGGCAAGGUUAUAUAAAGGAUUAUGAUGGAGGAAUUCUCAUGGAAUGCAAGAUAGAUCCAAAGCUCCCUUACACUGAUUUGUCUACUAUGAUCCGGCGUCAAAGGCAGGCUAUUGAUGAAAAAAUCAGAGAGCUGUCAAACUGUCACAUAGUCUAUGCUGGAAUUGAUUUUCAAAAGAAAGAAGCUGGCAUUCCUAAAAAAAUUAUUGAUGAUAUCCCUGGUUUGAGUAAGUACUUAAUUCCCAAUCUGAGUUCCAGAAAUUAUUUGUGCUUGGUAGCUGUGUAA